AAAUAGUGGUACAGUUGUUUCUCACAUACGUAUCAAAAGACCGUAACCAUGUGCUCUGUGUCUUUACAGUCUUUCAAUAGUUUUCAUCCGAAAUUAGAAGUAGAUAAGAACAAUCCUGAGACAGUAAUAUUGAUUAAAGAUAGUGGCAUAUCAGCGAGCUGACAAACCAACAUAAGUAACGCCUACUGAUUACAUGAUUUGUGUUGCAUGUCAGUCGAAGAUCUGAAUUUGAAGCAACCGUACACUAACUGUUGUGAAACUUGUUGUUAUGAGUGUUCAGUAACACUGGAUUAAAAAAAAUUGGAAUAAACUUCGCUGUCAAGAGAAGAUAGAUACAUCAAUUUGUGGCAAUGCAUAAACCAGCCGAAUCUUUUGCGGUCGGAGCUAUUGACUUCACCGGAGGCUCGCUCGGUGGUGUCGCACUGGUUUACGUGAGCCAACCUCUAGACACAGUAAAAGUCAAAAUGCAAACGUUUCCCCACCUGUACAAAGGGAUGAUGGAUUGUUUGGUGAAAACGUAUAGAAACGAUGGUUUCGCUCGGGGUCUUUAUGCUGGCACGAUUCCAGCUGUUGUAGCCAAUGUAGCUGAAAAUUCUGUAUUAUUUGCUGCUUAUGGAGGUUGCCAAUCGUUAAUGGCAAAAAUUGAAGGAAAAGCCGAAGUCAACGAUUUAAGUCCGCUGAGUAAUGCUACGGCUGGUUUUUUGGCUGCAUUUUUUUCAAGCUUUACCUUAUGUCCUACCGAAUUGAUUAAAUGUAAACUGCAAGCCUUACGAGAAGUACAAACUGGAACAACAGAAACGAAAAAUUCGACUGUAAAUCGAAUAUCACCGUUUAAAUUAACGCACAGUAUUAUCAGAGAAGAAGGUAUACGAGGACUGUAUCGUGGUCUGACAUCAACGAUAGCACGAGAGAUGCCCGGCUAUUUCUUCUUUUUCGGAGGCUAUGAAGCGACACGUGAACUUUUGCGAAAACCUGGUCAGACGAAGAACGAUAUAGGCCCAAUAAAUACAAUGAUUUCUGGUGCUGUUGGUGGUGUAGUUCUGUGGGCGGUUAUAUUUCCAGCGGAUGUGAUCAAAAGCCGUAUUCAAAUUUAUAAUCUUCCCGGUGGACUGCUGUCUGUUGGAAGUGACAUUCUACGAAAAGAAGGUCCAUUAGCGUUGUACAACGGCCUGAAGCCGACGCUUAUUCGUACGAUUCCUGCUACGGCGGUGUUGUUUGUGGUUUUCGAAUAUACAAAAAAAAUUCUUACCGACAUUUUCAUAACGUGACCGUGUUUUCUAUCCGACGAAAUUCGUUUAUUUGAAAAAUAAAAUUAUUUUGCUUGCAGCGC
Molecule: messenger RNA, 1330 nt
Organism: Bradysia coprophila
Lineage: Eukaryota; Metazoa; Arthropoda; Insecta; Diptera; Sciaridae
Product: mitochondrial ornithine transporter 1-like
Biological process (GO): mitochondrial L-ornithine transmembrane transport
Cellular component (GO): mitochondrion
Molecular function (GO): L-ornithine transmembrane transporter activity
Source: RefSeq, a predicted model, not a curated record